AUGCCAGCAAAAAAGAAGGCCGAGAAGAAGGAAGAACAAGUUUUCGUUGAAGAGCAAGGCAGUUAUGUACAUGAGGAACAGUCUGCCCGCUACGUUGGAGGUGUACGUCGGUUAACUGAAAGUACCUACCGCUGUCGUCAUGGCCACGGCAUCUUCACAAGUCCACUGAUUCGCUACGAGGGAGAUUGGCAAGAAGACGAAAUGCAUGGAAACGGUAAAUUACAGUUUUACACAACAGGCGAUAUGUACUGUGGCCAAUUUGUGCGUGGGAUGUUUGAAGGCAACGGCAUCUACACAUGGAGCUCCGGAGCCUCUUACGAUGGCUCAUGGCGUGGCAAUCGCAUUCACGGCCUUGGCACCUACACAGAUGCGAAUGGUAAAGUCUGGCAUGGGAAGUAUUAUAAUGGCUGCGGGCCGGGGCUCAUGCCGUUUGCAGGCGGUCCAUCCAAAAUGGAGGCAGUAGAGGCACAGCAACAGAAGAUUGCUGCGGAUACCGCAGGCUAA
This is a messenger RNA of Trypanosoma theileri, 504 nucleotides long. Its product is annotated as central apparatus associated protein C1a-18. Bases 1 to 504 code for a protein of 167 amino acids. Lineage: Eukaryota; Euglenozoa; Kinetoplastea; Trypanosomatida; Trypanosomatidae. The transcript has a single exon. The record is from RefSeq and is a predicted model, not a curated record.